AUGAUUACAACUUGGGCGGGAAUCACCAUGCUGAAUGCAGUGGCAAAGACUCCGCAGCAUCUUAUGGCUAUCCGAUUCUUACAAGGUUACUUCGAAUCAUGCAUCUUUGCUGGAACCCAGUACAUCCUGGGAUCGUGGUAUACCAAGAAAGAGCUUGGCCAGCGCACGGGAUUCUUUACCGCUAGCGGUCUCGCUGGUGGCAUGUUUGGCGGCUUCCUACAGAGUGGCAUCCAUUCCUCAAUGAAUGGUCUGCACGGAUUACCAGGUUGGAAAUGGCUUUUCAUUAUUUCCGGCAUUAUCACACUGCCUGUCGCUGUCUAUGGGUACUUCUUCUUCCCCGAUACACCUCACACGACCACGGCCUUCUAUCUUAGCCAGGAAGAAAUUGCUCUUGCAAGAGAACGAGUGCCGGUACAAGAAGUCGACAAGACUGAGAUCAUCCUGUCCAAGUCUUUCCUCUCCAGAGUGAUGCACUCCUGGUACUUCUACGCCUUCUGUUUCCUAUGGAUUCUAGGCAACUGCUCCGAAUCGCAGUCCAACCAGUCGCUUCUCAACCUCUACAUGCAAGCUCAUCCUACAGAGAAGUACAACCUUUAUCAACGCAACAACUACUCCACCGGUGUACAAGCCAUGGGCGUGACGAGCACGCUACUAUGGGCGACUUCAACAGAUAUCUGGGGCAGGCGAUGGCUGUCGGGUUACUACGUCUCCUCCACGGCUAUUGCCAAUGCUGCAAUCAUUCUUGCCCUGACUUCAACGGCAGCCAAGUUCGGGGCCUACUACUGGGCUGGUUCGAUCUACUGCAUCCAAGCCACCUUCUUUGCAUGGGUAAACGACUCAAUGCGAAACGAAUCACCGAGACUUCGGUCUUGCGUUAUUGCAUGCAUGAAUGCAGCUGGCAAUUGCUUCCAAGCUUGGUGGCCACUGAUUUUCUAUAGAGCGGGUGACGCUCCGGAAUUCAAGAAAGGAAUGAUUGCCAUGAUAGCUGUGGGGGCAACAAUGGCGAUUUGGGUCACCGUCCUUGUCCUAGUCGAAAAGCGACGCGCCAAUACGGAGCUUGAAGUAAUCGAAGCCGUUGUGGAAGAGCGAAGCUUGGCAUCAGAGGCGCCUACGAAGUUGGACGCUUCUAGGCUGGAUACCCAGGUUUCUGACGUUAAGCCGUCUUCACACUGA
Molecule: messenger RNA, 1173 nt
Organism: Colletotrichum phormii
Lineage: Eukaryota; Fungi; Ascomycota; Sordariomycetes; Glomerellales; Glomerellaceae
Product: MFS pantothenate transporter
Exons: 3
Coding region: 1-1173 (390 amino acids)
Biological process (GO): pantothenate import across plasma membrane
Cellular component (GO): plasma membrane
Molecular function (GO): pantothenate transmembrane transporter activity
Source: RefSeq, a predicted model, not a curated record